This is a messenger RNA of Capronia coronata CBS 617.96, 2328 nucleotides long. RefSeq lists its product as uncharacterized. Gene Ontology annotation, cellular component: cytoplasm. The record is from RefSeq and is a predicted model, not a curated record. Gene Ontology annotation, molecular function: oxidoreductase activity. The transcript has a single exon. NCBI's taxonomy places the organism in Eukaryota, Fungi, Ascomycota, Eurotiomycetes, Chaetothyriales, Herpotrichiellaceae. The coding region runs from base 1 to 2328 and encodes 775 amino acids.
AUGGGCGACGCCAGUUCUCCCACGGCAGCUAUGGGUAUGGCCACUGCUACCACUACCACUACCCGUCACGGCCCGGCUGAUCUCCCCUCAUCCAACCCAACAGCAUCAUUCUGGCAGACCUCCCAUCCAAACCGGAUAGCAGAAUACCGAUCCACACAGACCUUACCGGCGAAAGCGGACGUGGUGGUCAUCGGAACAGGCAUUUCAGGCACAUUCGCCGUCGACGAGCUUCUCCAACCUCAAUCCCAGCCAGGGGCGAAUGUAGAGGGAGUCAAAGGACAACUUCGCCCGCAUGGAGAAUCGGGGCCUAACCAGACCAACAACGAGAAGGACGAGAACCAGGACCAUACCGAGAUCUUGGUCCUCGAAGCCCGCACGACUUGUUCUGCAGCGACAGGUCGGAACGGCGGACACUUACAGCCGGUGAUCCACGCCGAAACAAACGACAUUGUCGAUUUCGAACUACGCAAUUUCCGCCAUAUCGAGGACCUGGUCCACGCGAACAAGAUCCCGUGCGACUUCCGUUUGGUGAAGGGAUGUAUUGGGUUCUGGAAUAAACGGUAUUUCGAAGAAGCCAAAGCAGCUCUUGGGAUGAAUGUUGCGAAUGAAUACGGUAACGCAACACCAUCCGGAGCUGGAAGCAAGGACAUGAACGGAAACUUUACUUAUGAAGCUGAUAUUGCUGCUGAAGCUGGUACUGAUACUGCCGCCGCCGCCGCACCUUCACAAACCAGCCCGACAGCAGUAACAGUAACAGUAUCAGCACCACCAUCACCACUUCCAGCUGCAAUCACCACUCCCAAUCAUCGCUCGCUAGUGCGUGUCGUGGAGGAUCCGGAAGAAAUCAAGCGUCUCGGUCUGCAGGCCGGGGCGGUCGGCGCUAUUGUCCAGGACGUCGCGGCGUCUCUGAGCCCCUAUAAGCUCAUCAUAUGGAUGUGGGAGCGCAUGCUGGGUCAAUUCGAUGUCGGAAGACUGGAUCUGCAGACUUGUACGACUGUUAUGGGAAUUGAGCAGAGGAAGAAGAAGAAGACGGAAAAGAAGAAUCCUCCUGUAUCUGCAUCUGUAUCUCCAUCUCCAACAGGAGCACCAUCGACUACGGAUACAGCAACAGAAACAACUACGUCUGCUCCUGCCCCUGCCCCUGGUCCUGCACCUAAAGAUGAACACGCAGAAGCUGAAAGUGACGACGACGAGGAAGAAGAUGAUGACGACGAUGAUGACUAUCCCUGGCUCAUCCACACCCCACGUGGCUCUAUCGCGGCUCGUCGCAUCAUCGUCGCCACCAACGGAUAUACAUCGCACCUCCUGCCGCAAUUCAGCGCCCUGAUCUCCCCCGUGCAAGCCCAGAUGUCGGCAUUGGUGCCACCCCCAGGAUCGCCGUUCGCGGCGCACAGCUUGAUUCCUAUGAGUUACGGGUUCACGGGGGUCGGGAACCAGGAUCGUGUCAUGACGGAUUACCUUGUCCAGAACCCUCACUUGGGUGGUGAUGAUUGUCAUGGCAAUGGCAAUGGCAAUGGCGCUAGUCCUACUUCUACUUCUACGUCUACUUCCACUUCUGUGGUUGGUCGUGGUGGCCAUCUCAUGUUCGGCGGCGGAAGAAAUCUAGCUCACGGUAACGGCGUGGGCGUCAGUGAUGAUUCCUACGUCGAGCCUGGCGUGGAGUUGUAUUUGCGCAGUUUACCUGACCGUUUGAACUUGUAUGGUGAUGGCAAGGAAGAUGAGAUCGGGAAUGAGGAUGAGAGUGAGGCUAUUCGGACGGACAACAGCAACAGCAACAACAGCAGCAACAGCAGCAGGACCCUCGAUGGACACAACACUACAGACAGUACUGAUACUAUCAACGCCAACAACAACGACAAUCCUUCCUCUCCUCCUUCUUCUUCUGGACUUCUCGACAUCGCAGCAUCUUGGACCGGUAUCAUCGGAUCCAGCGCCGACGGACAUCCCUGGGUCGGACCAGUUCCACCCACAACUACACUUCGUUCCGCAUCGACUCUGCAAUCCGGAGACAGGUCUCCACGGAGUCGAGGAUUGUCGUUGUUGUCGUCGGAAUCAAACUCAACAUCUGCCACGAACCCUUCACCUGGACAAUCCACCGGCCUGUUCCUCUGCGCAGGAUACAGCGGUCACGGAAUGACCAAUGCCGGCGGCUGUGGACGAUAUGUGGCCGGAUUGGUGAAAGCGAGUUUACAACAGAGCACAGUAGGAAAGGGUGACCACUUUGCGAAUGAGACGACGACAAAUUGGACCGUUCCCUCGAAAUAUAUGCUUACGGAGGAGAGGAUGGCUAAGGCUGGGAUACUGCUGGGCAAGAUGGGAGCCGAGUAG